CCUGCCGCCAGAGGCUGCGGACGCACUUCCGGCGUGCGUACGCCUCCUCUUGCGCUCUCCUGUUAAUGGCGGGCGGCGGCUGCUAACAGGGUCGCAGAUAACCGCUGCCCUCACGGGUAAAGUCUGCCCUGCUUCCUACUAUCUGCUCGCCGCCAGUGCCCGAGGUCCCCAGCAUGUCUGUGGUACCGCCCAAUCGCUCGCAGACCGGCUGGCCCCGGGGGGUCAAUCAGUUUGGCAACAAGUACAUCCAGCAGACCAAGCCCCUCACCCUGGAGCGCACCAUCAACCUGUACCCUCUUACCAAUUAUACUUUUGGUACAAAAGAGCCCCUCUAUGAGAAGGACAGCUCUGUUGCAGCCAGAUUUCAGCGCAUGAGGGAGGAAUUUGAUAAAAUUGGAAUGAGGAGGACUGUAGAGGGGGUUCUGAUUGUACAUGAGCACCGUCUACCCCAUGUGUUACUGCUACAGCUGGGAACAACUUUCUUCAAAUUACCUGGUGGUGAACUUAACCCAGGAGAAGAUGAAGUUGAAGGACUAAAACGCUUAAUGACAGAGAUACUGGGUCGUCAAGAUGGAGUCCUUCAAGACUGGGUCAUUGAUGACUGCAUUGGUAACUGGUGGAGACCAAAUUUUGAACCUCCUCAGUAUCCAUAUAUUCCUGCACAUAUUACAAAGCCUAAGGAACAUAAGAAGUUGUUUCUGGUUCAGCUUCAAGAGAAAGCCUUGUUUGCAGUCCCUAAAAAUUACAAGUUGGUAGCUGCACCAUUGUUUGAAUUGUAUGACAAUGCACCGGGAUAUGGACCCAUCAUUUCUAGUCUCCCUCAGCUGUUGAGCAGGUUCAAUUUUAUAUACAACUGAAUUUCUGCGCAAUAGAGAAGUAAAAGAAGCCGUCUCCGUGAGCACAGCUAUACACAGUUAUAGAAGAAUAAAUGUGGUAGAAAAGUGUUUUGGUUUUAUCUCUUUCCUGGUCCCUAAAUUGCUACUUACUUUCUAUUGUUUGAAUAGUAAAGUUAACAUGAAGAACUAGAUAGUGGUAUCAGCAAAUGUGAUGAUGUUUAUUUACUUUUGGUUUUACUUAUACUUUUUUGUACAACAUUAAAGAAAAUGGACUU
This is a messenger RNA of Otolemur garnettii (small-eared galago), 1111 nucleotides long. RefSeq names its product nudix hydrolase 21 (gene NUDT21). Bases 174 to 857 code for a protein of 227 amino acids. Gene Ontology annotation, molecular function: mRNA binding. Lineage: Eukaryota; Metazoa; Chordata; Mammalia; Primates; Galagidae. Gene Ontology annotation, cellular component: mRNA cleavage factor complex. The transcript has 7 exons. The record is from RefSeq and is a predicted model, not a curated record.